This is a messenger RNA of Penicillium macrosclerotiorum, 1431 nucleotides long. RefSeq names its product FAD-binding oxidoreductase. Gene Ontology annotation, biological process: lactate catabolic process. Gene Ontology annotation, cellular component: mitochondrion. The record is from RefSeq and is a predicted model, not a curated record. Bases 1 to 1431 code for a protein of 476 amino acids. The transcript has a single exon. Gene Ontology annotation, molecular function: D-lactate dehydrogenase (NAD+) activity; D-lactate dehydrogenase (cytochrome) activity; FAD binding. NCBI's taxonomy places the organism in Eukaryota, Fungi, Ascomycota, Eurotiomycetes, Eurotiales, Aspergillaceae.
AUGAAUGAAAUACUAACGUCAACCUCCAACCAGGCUGCCAAAGAAAUUCAGGAUAUUCUUGGCGAAGACGCUGUGAGCAUGGAUGCGGAUGAGCUCGAAACGCACAGCUAUUCCGAGGCGUCAACGUCGAAUCUCGACACCCGCCCGGUUGCUAUCAUCAUGCCUUCCAGCACGGAAGAAGUAUCUCUCGUGGCAAAGAUAUGCACCAAAUACAAAGUCCCAAUGAUCCCAUUUGGCGCCGGGUCCAGCGUUGAAGGUCACUUCACGGCGCCAUACUCCGGUUUCAGCAUUGACAUGUCCCGCAUGAACAACAUCAUCCAGAUUAACGACGAAGACAUGGAUGUUGUGGUCCAGCCCGGCGUGAAUUGGGUCACUCUGAACGACACCCUCAAGCCCACCGGCCUAUUCUUACCUCUGGAUCCUAGCCCCACAGCGCACAUCGGCGGCAUGGUUGCGACGAACUGCAGUGGAACAAAUGCCAUGCGGUAUGGGACGAUGAAAGACUGGGUUGUCAAUCUGACAGUGGUCCUCACAGAUGGCACUGUGAUCAAGACACGUCGCAGGCCGCGCAAAACAUCUGCCGGAUACAAUCUGAACGGCCUCUUCACCGGCUCCGAAGGGACGCUGGGCAUCAUCACAGAAAUCACCUUGAAGCUCGCGAUCGUCCCGUCUAACUUUGGCGUCGCGACAGUGUCAUUUCCCUCCGUUGCGUGCGCAACCAAGGCUGCGACAUCAAUGAUUCGCAGGGGCGUGUCUCUUGCCGCACUUGAGUUGAUGGAUGAUGUGCAGAUGCGCGUCGUGAAUCAGACCGGCGGAACGGCAGGGAAGAUGUGGCCGGAGCGGCCAACGCUCUUCAUCAAAGUCUCUGGUUCAGAACGAGCCGUCCUCGAUAGCAUUGAUUCUGCCAAGACCAUUGCCGCUGCCCAUGGGGGCUCAAGCUUCUCUUUGGCUUUGAAUGAAAAGACAAUGGAAUCUCUAUGGUCGGCACGAAAACAAGCACUGUGGGCGAUGCUCUCCGUGCGGCCUGAAGGGACACAAAUUUGGUCGACGGAUGUGGCUGUUCCGCUCUCUCAACUGGCAGAGAUUGUGGAACAGUCAAAGAAAGAUGCGUCUCAACUCGGCCUGUUUUCCAGUGUGCUCGGCCAUGUUGGCGAUGGAAAUUUCCACCAGUCCGUCAUGUAUAAUCCAAACGUACCUGAACAGGUGGACGGGGUGAAGAAGUGCGUCGAUACAAUGGUCGUACGGGCGUUGCAGAUGGACGGCACUGUCUCCGGGGAGCAUGGAAUCGGACUUGGCAAAAAGCAUUGUCUGGAGAAGGAGCUUGGGCCGGCCACGAUUGAGGUGAUGAGAACGUUGAAGCGGAGCUUGGACCCGCAUUUCCUAUUGAACCCGGGGAAGAUUUUCGAUAUCUCACCAUCGGAGGAUCAAUAA